Messenger RNA from Branchiostoma floridae (Florida lancelet), 3744 nucleotides. RefSeq lists its product as uncharacterized. NCBI's taxonomy places the organism in Eukaryota, Metazoa, Chordata, Leptocardii, Amphioxiformes, Branchiostomatidae. The transcript is spliced from 10 exons. The record is from RefSeq and is a predicted model, not a curated record. The coding region runs from base 324 to 2237 and encodes 637 amino acids.
AAAAUGCCCCAGUUUGGGCGAGUACAAGCUUCCCGGCAUAUAUUCCUUUCCCGGCAUUUUUUCUUUCGCGCCAAAUUUCCCUCCGAGUCCCGGCGUGUUCUCAGUUGAAAAUCGCAAAUCGACCUAACCCACACAACCCCCAACAACUUCCGCCAAUGCCCCAGAGAGGCCGGUGAAGAAGGCUACAUAGAACGGCGGUUUAGUAUCCAGGCUACAUACGGAAUUGAAUACAUACGCAAGUGUGGCCGCACCCAAAACUAAAGAUUGAGAUGCGUAUAAAACAAAAACGAGGCGUGAUGUCAAGAUAGUUAUGGAUUCUCUGUAUGUUAUUCUUUUCAGAUUCGCAGUUCCGUCGCAUUCUGGAUAGACAAUAUGCCUCCACGGACGGAAAAAUCCGUGACGUGUACGACGGUCGUGCAUAUAAAGAGCUGACGAAGCCGGGUGGGUUCUUGGAUCCACCUGGAAAGAACUUCACCCUAUCUGUAAAUACAGACGGGGUAUCUAUCUAUUCAUCUUCCACGAUGGGUGAACUUUGGCCAGUAUUUCUCAUUGUGAAUGAAAUUCCACCACACUUGAGGUACACUAAGAAGUACAUGGUGCUGUGCGGGUUUUGGCUUGGGACAAAGCCAAAAAUGACCACAUUUCUGAAGCCACUAAUGAUCACCCUUGACAAGAUCUACCGCCAAGGAAUAGAGGUGAAGGUCUCAUCGCACAGAACGGAGGUGGUGCGAGGUCUUUUACUGUUGGCCUGUGCGGACCUUCCAGCUAAAGCGAAGCUGGUUAAUAUGAAACAGUACAACGGAAAAUUUGGCUGUAAUGAGUGCGAGGACCCAGGAAAGACCAUUGGCCGGAACCACCUGCAUCGCAUCUGGCCAUACACCGAGUCGAUGAGACUACGAAGCCACGAAUCCAUCAAGGCGAAUGUUGUGGCAACACAGUAUUCGGAUGGUUUGCCCGUUAUGGGCAUCAUUGGGGCCUCUGUGUUCCUCAGGUAUCCGGGCUUGGAUAUGUCCAAAUCGUUUCCUGUUGAUUACAUGCAUGCCGUGCUGUCAGGCCUGGAACCGACGUUGGCGAAUAGGUGGUUUUCGUCAGAGUAUUCGUCUGAACCAUAUUACAUCGGCAAUUUCAUAUCACAUCUGAAUAAGCAGAUACUUGCUGUUAAAGUGCCAGACAGCGUCUCACACCGACCCAGAAGGAUAACAGAGAGACAUCACUGGAAAGCGAGCCAGUGGCGCACAUGGCUGCUUCAGUGUUCCCUUCCUCUGGUACGAGAAUUCCUACCGGCCGUGUACUUUGGGCACUAUUGUCUGUUGGUGUCAGCCAUCGCCACACUAGUGAGUGACGAAAUUACUGAAGAUGACCUGACGGCAGCAGAAGAACAACUGGACGCGUUCUGCAGGUCGUUCCAGACCCUGUAUGGUGAGAAGCCUCAGACAAUGAACCUGCACAAGCUGAGACAUCUCGCCAUGUAUGUGAGACUUUACGGACCGCUGUGGGUGUUCUCUCUCUUCGGCUUCGAGUCGAUGAAUGGUCAUGUGAAGCGAAUGGUUCACGGAACUACCUUCAUCGCUAACCAGAUCACAUUCACAAAGACCAUGAGUUGGGAACUUUGGAGACUUGCCCUUGCUAUGCCGAGGGAUCCGGAGAAGCCAACAGAAGUUAAGAAGCUAGCACACACACUCACCAGUGGCCACGGAAUGGCGAAGCGAAAGAAACUUGAGAGUGGCCUGUACUCCAUCGGAACCGUGAGGGAGCGACCUGUUCAAGAAGACCAUCUGCAGGCCCUAAGGUCAGCUGUGGGCCACAAUGUGAACGACAAGUGCCCAGUAUUCCAUCGGGCUGAGGUUCAUGGACAGACCAUAUACAGCAAACAGUAUGGUCGGGAGAAAGCCCGCAACAGCAGAACAGUCGAAUUCACGCAAGGCGGAUCUGUUCACUUUGGCGAAGUGCAGAUGUUCUGCUGCGUUAAUGAAGGCUAUUUUGCAGUGGUGAAAGAUCUGGUGCCAGUCGCAAACCCGUUGAUCGAUUUGGAGACUAUACAUAACCUUAUUGUCAAAGAAGCACUCCGUUCAGUUAGACGACAGCAGGUCGUUGAGAUCACUGAAACAAACACAUGUCGGGCCGUACCUAUCUCUUCCUUGAGAAGGAAGUGUGUUCUAAUGAACGUGGAAUCUGCCGGGAAUGACACAUCGAAAUUGUAUAUUGGAAGAUUUCCCAAUGUUGUUGAGCCGGAUUAGUCAUUCCCGAUGGAUUCCACUGAGCCUGACAUGUGUUUGACUCAGUGGAUAACUUUCGUUGUUUGCCUUUUGCAAUGCGACUGGAACCUAGAUCUUUCAACACUGCAAAUACUUUACUGCACUUCGUUAAAGUAAACAUAUCCGCCUUGUGUGAAUUCGGCUGUUCAUGUGUGGGCUGUUCCCCUACAUUCUUAGGAAGGAGAGGGAUAUGGUUUAGCAAUAUUUUUACUACUAGCCAACAUCUAUUGAAAUCAAAAAGGGCAGACGUCAAAGUUGUGUUGAGCAUUAGAGGGCUAAAAUGGGAUUAUACUGCCAUGUGCUUAAAAAUCAAUGAUUUUCUGCCAGUUUUUGGUCCAAUCUGACAGAAAAUGUAGGGGAUGAGCUUUCCCAUUUGGCGUAAGGACAAAUUUGAGUUGUUGGGUCCUGUGGAUAAAACGGGUCAAAGGUGAGAUUCCUUUCGUAGCGCGAGUUAAUAUUCGCGCGAGUUCGAGCGGAAUGUUCCCAUUUUGUAUUUGAAUGGUAAUAAAGUAGACUAUUGGACUUUCUGGCCGAGAAUAAUUUUUAAGAUUGAAGGACGGUUUACGGUACUUUAAUGACGACCUGUUUCAGUGAAUUGAGCAGCCCUAACUUUGAUGUCUGCCCAUAACUACCUGACCGCAUUGUAAAUACUGCUUUGAAGUUCCUUUUGUUGUAUAUACGUAUAUGUAAGGACGGGACCGCAGUGUAAACAAGGCAAGUACUAACUUUAGAGUCUAUAUAGUGAAAAACGCUUUACAUUCAGGACCGAUCUGCGACAUCUAGACUACUUGAAAAGCUUGACUAGUGAGUGAGUGCCAGUCAGAAUUAUGUAACACCACACGGUCGCCUAAGCGUCGGUCUUGAAUAAAGUAAUUGGUAGUGUACAAACAUCUGGUUAUCCUACAUCAUAUCAUUUUAACUUUGUACAGAAACAUUGUCCAUGCAAAUACGUUGGAUGUAAAUAGAUUUCAAAGUGCACAUGGGUUUGUUAUCAGAUCAAGCCUAUUAAAUAUAAGACGACAGCACUGUUAUUUUUAAUGUCGUAAAUACGACUGAGUACAUAUUAAUUUAGCUGUAAUUAAAUUAUAUGAACACGCUUGUGGAAAUUCGGUUUGAAUUCUAAUGCUGGAAAGCUUCUUAUUUACGUUAAUAAGUUUGGUGUGAAUCAUUUCAGGAAGGCCUGACGUUUAGGGGUCCAAUCUUCAAGCGCCUCCUGGUGUGUAACAUAAACAUCCAGUCUACAGUGGAUUGGAAGGCUCCUUUCGGGAAGAGACAAUCUGUCUGUUGCCCGGGUUACAUUUCGCACCCAGAUCUCGUUCGGUAAAGUGUUGGUUUUGUGUCCAGGCAGUAUAUUGACUUGCAACAUGUACACAUUCUCCUCAGCUUUCUCAAUUACGUCUUUUUGUUAAUACAGAGAUAUUAUGGAGGUCUUUGAUAAUAUUUCUGACAUCAGUAAAGAGGAACAGCGAUGUUCUGUAUGUUUUAGAAA